CUAUCACAGUCUGAGAUAAGACACAUCCUCGAGUAUACAGUGUCUUAAUUGUCAUUAUAUUGACCCAUCUGAUUCAACUUCCUCCGUAUUUCCCGUUCCAUAUUUAAAGCUGGAGAGCAAAGCAAACCCAAUCGAAAUUAGUGAUAGGAGAAGCACUGAUAAGCCGCCCUCGGGUGGCCCCAUAUAAGAGAUGGUUUCAGAGCAAACGCCACCACUAACCUAACCAUGUCUGGAUCGUUGUGGGCCUAUGUUUCGGCUGUUUUUCUAGCCAUCCUGGUCGCCGUGGCCGCCAAUGGCUUUAGCACCCAGUAUCGGGGUCAUACCCAGCAUCCAACACUGCCGGAGCACUGUCUCUACGAGGAGCUCCAGCUGGCCGUUCCGCUGCAUGGCUUCAUUCUUCCAAACGGCUACGAUGACUACUGCGUCCGUGUGGAAUGCACCGAGGACUAUCUUUUGAUAAUCCGACACUGUGACAAACAAUCGUUUCCACGACCUGGUUGCCAUCUCUCAGAGAGCAAAUUUGAGCUGUCCUAUCCCGCCUGCUGUCCGCAGCUCGAGUGUGAGAAGGAGAAUCUGGAUUGAGGCUAUAAAGUUGGGAUGAAAAAAUUAGCAUUAAGAUGGAUUUCGAAUAUAUAUUCUAUUGGCAGUUUACAAUAAAGUAAAAUUCUUUAAGCA
This is a messenger RNA of Drosophila serrata, 675 nucleotides long. RefSeq lists its product as uncharacterized. Lineage: Eukaryota; Metazoa; Arthropoda; Insecta; Diptera; Drosophilidae. The record is from RefSeq and is a predicted model, not a curated record.